CCGAGCCGGCGGAGACUGCGCGCAGCCUCACUUCCCGCGGCGCUGCCGGCGCGGCGGCAGAAGCAGCAGCGGCGGCGGCCCAGGCAGACAAUGAACUUGCGAGCGCGCUGAGCCCAGGCAGGUCUGGGCCCCGUGCCCCUCGGCCUGGCUUCCCCGAGGCUUUCGCCGUCCCCGGCGGCUGGAGUCCCCUCGCGGCGGGUCCUGGCCGAGUUCCGGGCGCCCAACGCGAUUGGGGACCCUGCUGGAACGGCUGCCCGGAGGCGGCGCCGCCGCUGGGGCUCACACGCCCCCCUCCCAAGCCCUAAGAGAACGCGGCCGGAGCUCGGGCACAGCGGGCCGGACGAUGGCGUGGUGGCGCUGUGGAUAGCUGGAGACUGGUGAGGGACGCACGCCGCCGGUACGCACCGGCCCGCAGUCUAGCACAACAGCCCCGGGAGUCGCAAUCCCGCGCCCCCGCACCACCCGGUCCCAGGAGCUGCAGGUAGUCGGACAUCCCCAAGGGCUUGCUCCCCACGCACAGGAAGCAGCUGGAAGGAAUUUGGGAUGUAAAAUGGGAAUCUCCUCCAGCGUCCCCAUGGGCGGCCUGCCAGUCCACCCACCAGGGAGAAGACCAUGACGCCUCCUGAUCCCUCGGGUGCUUACAGCUUCUCCCAGCAUCUUCUUUCCACUUCCUUUUGUGCCAUGGGAACAACCUGAGGUGCAGGCUGCAUUGCUUCCACGCUUGGGGCUGUCAGGAGGCCCACACGGGACCCCGUAGGUGGGGAGCUCACGUCCUCUGGGUCUUGUUCACACCCCCCCCCCCCAGGAACGUGCCUCCUCCUCUCUCGGGCUCUGCAGACUCUCCAGCUCCACAUUUGUGCGUGUUUGUUUGCCACCUUCUGUGAUCCCGAGACUUCUGUUGAGUCACCCAACACAACUCCUCCUGCGCGUGCCUGCCCACUCCUCGUGGCCCACCUGGGGCUCGGCAGGCCAGCCGUGCCCAGCCUGGGCUCUGUCAUGAGGUACUGCAUCAACUGCUGCAUACAGCUGAUUCCGGACCACAAGGAGGCGCACACGCAGCGGGCUGGCUGCCGUGGAGGCCUCGCCCACCAUCACCAGGUGUGCCCCACGUGCCAGGGGGAGAACAAAAUCCUGUUUCGUGUGGACGGUAAGCAGAUGAACUUGCUUGCUGUGCUCGAAGUGAGGACCGAAGGGAACGAGACCUGGGGUGGGCUUUUGCGCUUUCGGAAGGGGAAGCGAUGGAGCCUCAUUUUCGGCCUGAUCAUAAUGACCUUGGUGAUGGCGUCCUACAUCCUCUCAGGGGCUCACCAGGAGCUCCUGAUCUCAUCUCCGUUCCGUUACGGGGGGUUCCCUAGCACGCCAGGCUGGACGGACGGUGAGACUCUGGGAGACACCAAGGAGCAUGCCCCCCAGCCUGCGGUGACCAACGUGUCGUCCAUGAGGGACUAUCAGAGCAUCAGGUUCAUCAUCAACAGCAUCACGGCCAGGGUCGAGUUCACCACCAGGCAGCUCCCGGACUUAGAAGACCUCAGGAAGCAGGAGGAGCAUAUGUUCUCCGUCAUCCCCAGCAAAUUCCUUCCCAACAGUAAGAGCCCCUGCUGGUACGAGGAGUUCUCCGGCAGGAACACCACCGACCCCUACCUGACCAACUCCUAUGUGCUCUACUCCAAGCGCUUCCGCUCCACCUUUGAUGCCCUGCGCAAGGCCUUUUGGGGCCACCUGUCUCACGCCGACGGGAAGCACUUCCGCCUACGCUGCCUGCCUCACUUCUACAUCAUUGGGCAGCCCAAGUGUGGCACCACCGACCUCUAUGACCGCCUGCGCCUGCACCCGGAAGUGAAGUUCUCUGCCAUCAAGGAGCCGCACUGGUGGACCCGGAAACGGUUCGGGAUCGUGCGCCUGCGAGACGGUCUGCGGGACCGCUACCCCGUGGAAGAUUACCUGGAUCUCUUUGACUUGGCUGCACACCAGAUCCACCAGGGGCUGCAGGCCAGUGCUGCAAAGGAGCAGAACAGGAUGAACGAAAUCAUUGUUGGGGAGGCCAGUGCCUCCACCAUGUGGGACAACAAUGCCUGGAGCUUCUUCUACGAAAACAGCACAGCUGGCGAGCCUCCGUUCCUGACGCAGGACUUCAUCCAUGCUUUCCAGCCAAACGCCAAGCUCAUUGUCAUGCUGAGGGACCCCGUGGAGAGGUUGUACUCGGACUAUCUCUACUUUGCGAGUUCGAAUAAAUCUGCCGAUGACUUCCACGAGAAAGUGACAGAAGCACUAAAGCUGUUCGAGGAUUGUAUGCUGGACUAUUCCCUGCGCUCCUGCGUCUAUAACAACACCCUCAACAACGCCAUGCCUGUGAGGCUCCAGGUCGGCCUGUAUGCCGUGUAUCUGCUGGACUGGCUCACUGUGUUCAGUAAGGACCAAUUCCUCAUCCUGCGCCUGGAAGACCAUGCGUCCAACGUCAAGUACACCAUGCACAAGGUUUUCCGGUUUCUGAACUUAGGGCCCUUGAGCGAGAAGCAGGAGGCCUUGCUGACCAAGAGCCCCGCAUCCAACGUGCGGAGGCCCGAGGACCGCAGCCUGGGGCCCAUGUGGCCAGUGACCCAGAGGAUCCUGCGGGACUUCUACCGGCCCUUCAACACCCGCCUGGCACAGGUGCUUGCCGACGAAGCGUUUGCGUGGAAGACGCCGUGAGGGCGGCCAUGGCCCACAGAGCUGUGGCUUUAUGCAGUUCUCAUGGUGGGGAGUUGGUUCAGCUCAGAGCGUGGAAACCCCCAUUUCUGCAGCUGGAACCUUC
Ochotona princeps (American pika) is the source of this 2791-nucleotide messenger RNA. It is a transcript of the gene CHST15, whose product is annotated as carbohydrate sulfotransferase 15. Gene Ontology annotation, molecular function: N-acetylgalactosamine 4-sulfate 6-O-sulfotransferase activity. Bases 997 to 2688 code for a protein of 563 amino acids. Gene Ontology annotation, biological process: hexose biosynthetic process. NCBI's taxonomy places the organism in Eukaryota, Metazoa, Chordata, Mammalia, Lagomorpha, Ochotonidae. The record is from RefSeq and is a predicted model, not a curated record. The transcript has 8 exons.